Molecule: messenger RNA, 535 nt
Organism: Daphnia pulex (common water flea)
Lineage: Eukaryota; Metazoa; Arthropoda; Branchiopoda; Diplostraca; Daphniidae
Product: extracellular matrix organizing protein FRAS1-like
Exons: 2
Coding region: 41-532 (163 amino acids)
Source: RefSeq, a predicted model, not a curated record
CCAGCUCUGUGGCGGCCAAGUCACCUCCAAUUUCCAGGCGAUGAACCGCGGGCAAAUUCAAGUGACGGUCCGGGUGCCGCUGUACGUGACGUUGAUCAGCGCUUCGACGGGCGGCCACCAGAGCUGGACCAGCGUCGAGCAUCAGACGGAAAUGGAAUUCUCCUUCUCCUACGCUUCGGUCCUGCUGGGCCAGCGCGGAGUGGCCGAAACCAUGCUGGCCUUGGCCGUCCAGCCCCACGUGACUCGAAUCCGCACCGAUCCCAACAACGGCCGCCUGGUGAUUGAAUUCCAAACGAAGACCCGCUUCGCCGGACGCUACCUGGAAGGCGGAAGUCGACUACUAAGUCCUCCGCACCACCACUUCGUGGCCGGCCAGUGGGUGGGCUUAGACCUGGAGCUGAUGUGGAGUCAGAUCUACCCGACGGGAGCCACUUUCCAGAAGUGGAGGGUCGUCUCCAAUUACACGCUGCAGGACUACACGGGCAACUACACGCUGGUGCUGGCCCCUUGCCCAGCCUCGUCCGAUUCCUAGCAG